AUGAGUGCGCAGACCACGUUUUCGCAGACACCUGCCUACACGACGCUUCCAUGUAGUCCGACGGAGGUGGCAGCUCAAGAAGCGCUCGUCUACGAAGACCUGAAGAGAGCAAUCACUUUGCUCGAAACGGCCGUGAAGACUAACGCAAAGGAGAAGAUCCCACGCGUUCUCCGCACCACCAGCAAACUGCGCAAGACCCUAUCUGUUGCGCAGCUGCGACAAGCUGUGGGACAGCUGCUGCCGGCGCAGAACGUGUCGAAGCCAAUGCUGCUCGACCUUCUGGCUCAAAUCGAAACGAAGGCCUUGCAUGCCGUUGAGGUGGCAAGGGGUGAUGAUAGUGGGGAGAAGGAUGUGGAAAUGACGGAUGCGUCGCUGGAAGUGGAUACUUGCACUGCUGUCAACACGCCUGCAGUGGUGCUACCUGUAGUGGACCUCAUUGAAGUGGAAAUCUACCUGUUUCUUUAUGUGCUAGCAGCCCUCAUGAAGUACAAAAUGGACCAAGUGGCACUGAAGACGGUGGACAUGGUGGUAACUCGAUGUCAGCAGUUCAAUUGUCGCACGCUGGACUUGAUCCAAGCCAAGGUAUUUACGUACUACUCGAAUAUCCAUGAGAGCUUUGGCCAGGAUCUGCCUGCAAUCCGCAACACGCUUCUUUGCGCACAUCGCACCUCGUGCUUGCGCUACGAUGAAGCAGGACAGGCUACCCUCAUUAACUUGUUACUGCGCAACUAUCUCAAGGACAAUCUAUACGAACAGGCUUACAAAUUUGUAAGCAAAACGACGUUUCCCGAGACGGUGUCAAACAAUCAGUUUGUCCGCUACUUGUACUAUGUUGGCAAGAUCCAGGCGGUCCAACUGGAGUACACGGAGUCGUACACAAAGCUCAUGCAGUCCAUUCGCAAAGCUCCAGCCAACACGGCGCAUGGCUUCAAGCGCACAGUGUACAAGCUCGCUAUCAUCGUCCAGUUGCUCAUGGGCGAAGUGCCGGAACGUGACGUGUUCAGCCAGGACGAGCUUCGCAAGGCAUUGGCGCCGUACCUACAGCUCACUAAUGCCGUCCGCGUUGGCAAUCUGGAGGAUUUUAACGUGGUUUUGUCGCAACACGGGGCAGCAUUCAAAGCUGACAACACCUACACGCUGAUCAUUCGCUUACGCCACAACGUGAUCAAGACGGGUCUACGCAAAAUCAGCAUGUCGUACUCGCGAAUCCUGUUCAAGGACAUUUGCGAGAAGCUCGCGUUGGAAAAUACGCAAAACGCGGAAUUUGUGUGUGCCAAGGCGAUUCGGGACGGCGUGAUUGACGCCGUGAUCGACCAUGAGAACGGCUGGCUUCAACUAAAGGAGACCGUGAACGUGUAUACCACGAAAGAUCCCCAAACGGCCUUCCAGAGACGCAUUAACUUUUGCCUCGACGUGCACAACGAAGCUGUCAAGGCCAUGCGCUAUCCGCCGGACGCCUACAAGAAAGAUCUAGAGAGCGCCGAAGAGCGCCUGGAACGUGAAAAGCAGGAAGAGGAGCUGGCCAAGGAGAUCGAGGAUGAGAUGGACGAAGGGCUAUGA
This is a messenger RNA of Hyaloperonospora brassicae, 1560 nucleotides long. Lineage: Eukaryota; Oomycota; Peronosporomycetes; Peronosporales; Peronosporaceae. The record is from the annotation of a GenBank genome assembly.